UUUGUCCUUGGAGUUUUGGAGUAAUCCCAACUGAAGUUGCACCCUCGAGGGCAUUUUGAUCUUUGAUAUCUUCUUGCACAUCUCCAGCUUCCUCACAAACCAAAAUGGUCGUCAAAGAGUACGUGACCUAUAACCAGGUCCACAAGCUCUGCCAGGAGGCAGCCCCACGAAUUUUGGAGGAAUUUCGACCUCAGCUUAUGAUCGCCAUUGGAGGUGGUGGAUAUGUUCCUGCGCGCAUUCUGCGAUCAUUUCUCAAGCAGCCUGGAUCUCCAAAUAUCCCCAUCCAAGCUAUUGGCCUUUCCCUCUACGAAGCUCUUCCCUCGAACCACCCUUCAGGCGCAAACACUCCUGGAGAUAUCGAACAACUCGGUACGAAGGUUACUCGAACGCAAUGGUUGGACUUAACGAGUCUUGGUGAGAUGGAGAACUUGGUUGGCAAGCGCAUCCUGAUCGUGGACGAGGUCGAUGAUACUAGGACAACCUUGGAAUAUGCCGUUAAAGAACUAGAGAAAGAUGUCGAGAUUGCCAGACAGAAGCUUGGUGGUAAAGGUGAAAAGACUGUCUUCUCGGUUUUCGUGUUACAUAACAAAGACAAGAGUAAGAAGGGAAGCUUGCCAGACGAUAUGCUCAAGGACAAUAGAUAUUUGGCAGCUCGGACAGUUGGAGACGUUUGGAUUUGUUAUCCCUGGGAGGCCACAGACAUUGAUGAGCAUGAUGCGAUGGCCGAGAAGCAGCCUUCGAAAUAAAGUUUCCCUGUAGGAUAAGACUCAGAGCUCGACUUUUGCAUGAACUCUAUUUCCGCUGCUCUCUUAUUAAAUCUUGAGGCACGAGUCGCUAAUACCAACAACGAAGAUUUUACCAUGCAGUAUACCACUUUGAUCUUUUGUCUAGUUCUAUAAAUCUCCCAGCACUUG
Molecule: messenger RNA, 914 nt
Organism: Mollisia scopiformis
Lineage: Eukaryota; Fungi; Ascomycota; Leotiomycetes; Helotiales; Mollisiaceae
Product: PRTase-like protein
Exons: 3
Coding region: 105-746 (213 amino acids)
Biological process (GO): XMP salvage; IMP salvage; hypoxanthine metabolic process
Cellular component (GO): cytoplasm
Molecular function (GO): hypoxanthine phosphoribosyltransferase activity
Source: RefSeq, a predicted model, not a curated record